AUGCCCCCGCUAAACCCUCCUAUCGACCCAGGACACAGGAGGAAGAGCAAAAACGACGCGUGGCGCUGCAAACACUGCAAGCGCCGGGGCGAUGAAGUCGUGAGCGAGAAGAAUGCAGCAACUGGUGACUUCAAGGGCGAACAUCUCGUCCACGAAAGACUGUGCCAAGGCCUCGACCAAGACGGCCAUCCACUGGGUCUCCCCGCCAUUUGCCCUGCCUGCAAUAGGGUCAUAGGCACCAGAGACCGUAAAGACCGGGAACCGACUCCAAAGAUGUGGAUGAACCACUGGCUGAGAUGCCAGCCAGCUUAUCCAUUGACCGACAAUUUCACGCUACGCAACAUCCUACAGAUGUUCAGCAAGUACCUCCUACCCACAACUGACAUGAAUGCAAAGUUUGGUAACAUUCUGUCACGUAAAGUGGCUCUUGAUGACGACAAGCAUCUACUUCAUCUUGAACAACAAUGGAAAAGGGAUGAAUUAACAGCUGCAAAGGGCGCAGACGACGUCAUAUCCCAAUACCGCUCAGAUUUUGCGCGUCCUCUGUCAUUCAGGGAUUUCUUUCAAGGCGCCGUGCCUCUCACUCUUGAGGCCCACGUGUCCAGCGUGAAGCCCCAAGACGUCGUCAGCGCCAUCCGACGGCUCACCAGCCAUAAAAGCGUUGCCUCUCGGAGCAUUGCGCGGCUAAGCGACGCUCAGAUCACGGCAUCCAACGUUGCCUUCAUUCAAGGCGCUUAUGGAGCAAGCGUCGGACCGCUGGGGCUGACAUCGUCGUAA
This is a messenger RNA of Colletotrichum spaethianum, 777 nucleotides long. RefSeq lists its product as uncharacterized. Bases 1 to 777 code for a protein of 258 amino acids. The transcript is spliced from 3 exons. Lineage: Eukaryota; Fungi; Ascomycota; Sordariomycetes; Glomerellales; Glomerellaceae. The record is from RefSeq and is a predicted model, not a curated record.